UGCAGGAUGGCUGAGCGCGCAGGAGCCCGGGAGGUCUGAGCCGGGCGAGGCUCGCUCCCUGCGCAUCGCCUGGUCCGGCCGCGUGGUCGCGGGCAGUCGGUCCGGGCGCAGCGCAGGGCCAGGGCAGGGCCAGGGAAGGUAGACCUGCAGUCGGCGGGGCCGGAGGCUGAUAGACUGCCCACCUCCCCGGUCUCCGAGCUGCCGGAGCUGCCCAUCCUCCGAAUUCGCGAUGAUCUGCUGAGAAGCUUCGUCGAGGCUGCUGGAGGCGGCCUCGUUGCGGGCGGUGCGGUUCGCGGCCUCCUUUCUCGUCGUGCCGAGCCCCGGUCCCCCACCCCUUCCCCGCGCCCCCUCCCUGCCGCCGGCCGAGAUGGCGGAUCCAGCUGAAUGCAGCAUCAAAGUGAUGUGCCGGUUCCGGCCCCUCAACGAAGCGGAGAUCCUCCGCGGGGACAAAUUCAUCCCCAAAUUUAAAGGCGAUGAUACCGUGGUAAUCGGGCAAGGGAAGCCAUAUGUCUUCGAUAGAGUGCUGCCUCCCAGCACGACCCAAGAGCAGGUUUACAGUGCGUGUGCAAAGCAAAUUGUCAAAGAUGUCCUUGAAGGUUAUAAUGGGACGAUUUUUGCAUAUGGACAGACUUCAUCGGGAAAAACACAUACCAUGGAGGGGAAGCUGCAUGACCCUCAGCUCAUGGGGAUCAUCCCAAGGAUCGCACACGACAUCUUCGACCACAUCUAUUCGAUGGAUGAAAACCUAGAGUUUCACAUUAAGGUUUCCUAUUUUGAGAUCUACUUGGACAAAAUCAGAGACUUACUUGAUGUAUCCAAGACAAACUUGGCUGUUCAUGAAGAUAAAAACAGAGUUCCGUAUGUAAAGGGGUGCACCGAGCGGUUUGUGUCCAGCCCCGAGGAGGUCAUGGAUGUGAUAGAUGAAGGCAAAGCAAACCGACAUGUGGCUGUAACAAACAUGAAUGAACACAGCUCCAGAAGUCACAGUAUCUUCCUGAUUAAUAUUAAACAAGAGAAUGUAGAGACUGAAAAAAAACUCAGUGGGAAGCUUUAUCUAGUUGAUUUGGCUGGGAGCGAAAAGGUCAGCAAAACUGGUGCCGAGGGAGCUGUUCUCGACGAAGCUAAAAAUAUCAAUAAGUCUUUGUCUGCUCUUGGAAACGUGAUCUCUGCCUUGGCAGAGGGGACAAAAACACACGUGCCGUAUCGGGACAGCAAGAUGACUCGGAUUCUUCAGGACUCCCUGGGUGGGAACUGUAGAACUACUAUAGUUAUUUGCUGUUCUCCUUCUGUCUUCAAUGAAGCUGAGACCAAAUCAACACUGAUGUUUGGACAAAGGGCUAAGACUAUCAAGAACACUGUCUCUGUGAACCUGGAACUGACAGCGGAAGAAUGGAAGAAGAAAUAUGAAAAAGAGAAAGAGAAAAACAAGACUUUGAAGAAUGUUAUCCAGCAUCUGGAGAUGGAGCUAAACAGAUGGAGAAACGGAGAAGCUGUGCCCGAGGAUGAACAGGUCAGCGCUAAGGACCAGAAGGCCCUGGAGCCCUGUGAUAACACCCCCAUCAUCGACAACAUUGCUCCUGUCGUGGCCGGCAUCUCUGCAGAGGAGAAGGAGAAGUACGAUGAGGAGUUCUCCAGUCUCUAUCGGCUCCUGGAUGAUAAGGAUGAUGAAAUUAACCAGCAGAGCCAGCUGGCUGAAAAGCUAAAGCAGCAGAUGUUGGAUCAGGAUGAGCUUUUAGCUUCCACGAGAAGAGACUACGAGAAGAUCCAAGAGGAGCUGACACGUCUCCAGAUUGAAAAUGAGGCAGCCAAGGAUGAGGUGAAAGAAGUUCUCCAGGCCCUGGAGGAGCUGGCUGUCAAUUACGACCAGAAGUCCCAGGAGGUGGAGGACAAGACCAGGGCCAAUGAGCAGCUGACAGACGAGCUGGCCCAGAAAACGACUACUUUAACAACCACACAGAGAGAGCUGAGCCAGCUUCAAGAGCUAAGCAACCACCAGAAAAAGAGAGCUACUGAGAUCCUGAAUUUGCUGUUGAAGGAUCUGGGGGAGAUAGGUGGAAUUAUUGGCACCAAUGAUGUGAAGACGUUGGCAGAUGUGAAUGGAGUCAUAGAAGAGGAGUUCACCAUGGCCCGUCUGUACAUCAGCAAGAUGAAGUCAGAGGUCAAGUCCCUGGUGAACCGCAGCAAGCAGCUCGAGAGCGCCCAGAUGGACUCCAACAGGAAGAUGAAUGCCAGCGAGCGGGAGCUGGCCGCCUGCCAGCUGCUCAUCUCCCAGCACGAAGCCAAGAUCAAAUCCCUGACAGACUACAUGCAGAACAUGGAACAGAAGAGGAGGCAGCUGGAAGAGUCCCAAGACUCGCUCAGUGAAGAGCUGGCCAAGCUCCGAGCCCAAGAAAAAAUGCACGAGGUCAGCUUCCAGGACAAGGAAAAGGAACAUCUGACGCGGCUGCAGGACGCUGAGGAAAUGAAGAAGGCGCUGGAGCAGCAGAUGGAAAGCCACCGGGAGGCCCACCAGAGGCAGCUGUCCCGACUCCGGGACGAGAUCGAGGAGAAGCAGAGGAUCAUCGAUGAGAUUCGGGAUUUGAAUCAGAAACUGCAACUGGAACAAGAGAAGCUCAGUUCUGAUUAUAACAAGCUGAAAAUAGAGGACCAAGAGAGAGAGAUGAAACUAGAAAAGCUCUUAUUGCUCAAUGACAAAAGGGAGCAAGCCCGGGAGGACCUCAAAGGGCUGGAAGAAACAGUGUCUCGGGAACUGCAGACUCUGCAUAACCUCCGUAAACUCUUUGUCCAGGAUCUGACCGCUCGGGUUAAAAAAAGUGUAGAGCUGGACAGCGAUGAUGGAGGGGGCAGUGCCGCCCAGAAGCAGAAAAUUUCCUUCCUGGAGAAUAACCUGGAGCAGCUCACCAAGGUUCACAAACAGCUGGUCCGGGACAACGCAGACCUGCGCUGUGAGCUUCCCAAGCUGGAGAAGCGGCUGCGCGCCACGGCCGAGCGCGUCAAGGCCCUGGAGAGCGCCCUGAAGGAGGCCAAGGAGAACGCCAUGCGGGACCGCAAGCGCUACCAGCAGGAGGUGGAUCGCAUCAAGGAGGCCGUGCGAGCCAAAAACAUGGCCCGGAGGGCCCACUCGGCCCAGAUUGCCAAGCCCAUCCGCCCGGGACACUACCCAGCAUCAUCUCCCACGGCCGUUCACGCCAUCCGCGGGGGAGGAGGCAGCUCAUCGAACGCCACUCAUUACCAGAAAUAAAUAAAUAUGACUCUCCACGUAGCAUGUCAAGGACUAAGUUAAUCGCCAGUUCCUUUUUUUCUCCUACACAAUUUCCACUUUCUUUUACACUCGCUUACCCAGCCAUCUGCAGUACGCCACUUUCAGGUAUUUGAGCUAUGUAGAAUUUCUGUGUGUACAGAUGUGUGCUCGGACUUCUCUCUUCCUGAGAAAUCUGAAGGGGAGGAUCAUAGAAGACCCACUUGCUCCCGGGAACCACCUCUGCGGCCGGG
Messenger RNA from Pteronotus mesoamericanus, 3492 nucleotides. It is a transcript of the gene KIF5C, whose product is annotated as kinesin family member 5C. The transcript is spliced from 26 exons. Gene Ontology annotation, molecular function: ATP binding; microtubule motor activity; microtubule binding. NCBI's taxonomy places the organism in Eukaryota, Metazoa, Chordata, Mammalia, Chiroptera, Mormoopidae. Gene Ontology annotation, cellular component: microtubule. Gene Ontology annotation, biological process: microtubule-based movement; mitotic cell cycle. Bases 368 to 3241 code for a protein of 957 amino acids. The record is from RefSeq and is a predicted model, not a curated record.